AUGGUUGCGGCGGCGACCCCGAUCCCGGCACGGUCCCCGAUUCCCGGCGCGAUCCCGCCGGUGCCUUCGCCGCCUCCCGCCGGCCCGGGCCAAUGCGGCGACGGGGCGGGGCGGCCAGGGGCGGGGCGACGCUGUCGCCGUGGCAACGCCGUCGCCAAGGUGAUGGAGGGAGCGCCUUAUUAUCACUUCAAACACCGCGGCACCAGGCAGAAAGCCUUAAGCAGACACUGGGGCUGGCACAUGCGCCUGACAAAAGAGCCCAAGGUCCUCUGGUUUGAGCAGCAAACCGUAAAGAGGCGCACGAAGAGAAGCGUCGGCGUGGUGCCAACAGAUCCCUGGUUCCACAAACAGUGGUACAUGAACAAUGACAUCAGUCCCGACCUAAACAUCCUCACCGCGUGGAGCAAAGGGUACACCGGGCUGGGGGUCGUGCUGACCAUCCUGGACGACGGGAUCGAGAAGGACCAUCCCGACCUGUCUGCCAACUACGACCCCCUGGCAAGUUACGACUUCAACAGCGACGACCCUGACCCCCAGCCUAGGUACACCGCCGGCGACGAGAACCGGCACGGGACACGCUGUGCGGGAGAAGUGGUGGCUGCUGCCAACAACCAAAUCUGCGGAGCAGGCGUCGCGUACAACGCCAAAGUCGGAGGCGUGCGGAUGCUGGACGGUCUCAUCACAGACAUGGUGGAGGCUCAGUCCCUCAGCCUGCGUCCCCAGCACAUCCACAUCUACAGCGCCAGCUGGGGCCCCCAGGAUAACGGGAAGACCGUGGACGGGCCAGGCGUGCUGGCCGCAGAGGCAUUCUACAGAGGGGUCACCAAAGGACGGGGUGGCCUCGGCUCCAUCUUCAUCUGGGCCUCUGGCAACGGUGGGAUCAACUAUGACAACUGCAACUGCGACGGGUACGCCAACAGCAUCUACACCCUGUCGGUGGGCAGUGUUCUGGCGGGCGGCCAGAAGCCCUGGUACAGCGAGAGCUGCUCCGCCAUCCUCACCACCACCUACGGCAGCAGGACCAUGAGCGAAAUACAGAUAGUGACCACCGACCUGCGCCACCGCUGCACCGACAAGCACACGGGCACCUCCGCCUCGGCCCCGCUGGCCGCGGGAAUGAUCGCCCUCGCGCUGGAGGCCAACCCGGCACUGACCUGGCGUGACCUGCAGCAUCUUGUCGUCAGGACCUCCAAGCCCGCUCACCUGCAGGCAGAAGACUGGGCUGUGAACGGCAUCGGACGCAAGGUGAGCCACCACUACGGCUAUGGGCUCCUGGACGCUGGUCUGCUGGUGGAGAUGGCCAAGGCGUGGACGGGAACCCGGCCUCAGCAGAGGUGUUCGGUCAAGGCUCUUCAUGCCCCCCGGAACAUCGGCUCCAAGCUCACCAUCUCCACGGAUGUCUCCUCCUGCUCGGGGAGGACCAAGCGCAUCCGCUCGCUGGAGCACGUCCAGGUCCAGCUCUCUCUGAGCUACAGCCGCAGGGGGGACCUGGUGAUCGCUCUGACCAGCCCAAUGGGGACCAUGUCCACACUGGUGACCGUGCGCCCGUUUGACACCAGCCAGCAGGGCUACAGGGACUGGACCUUCAUGUCCACACACUUCUGGGACGAGAACCCCAACGGGACCUGGACGCUCCAUCUGGAGAACAAGGGCGAUGCCUAUAACACAGGUCUGCUGACCAGCGUCACCCUGCACCUCCACGGCACAGACGAGGACAUGACGGCCAGGCGCUUUGCACCCUCUGCCGUGGACGAGUGCAUCAGGCGGGAUGCGCAGGGAGCGUGCGAGGGUGAGCCUUGGGGCAGGAGGGGACGGUGCUCUCGACCCCGGGUGGCCCACCUGCAGCCUGGCUCACGCCGCCGUCCCUCCGCAGAAUGCAGCGGCUCUUUGUACGCCCACCAGCGCUCCUGCCUGUCCUACUGCCCUCCGCGCUACUACGGCCGUACCCAGAGAGCCACCGCCACCAGGAAUGCGGUCCGCGUCUGUGCCAGCUGCCACCCCUCCUGCUACACGUGCCAGGGCGCUUCGGCCAACAACUGCACGGCCUGUCCCCCCACUCGCACCUUUGAUAAGCUCACCCAUUCCUGCUCCCCUCCGCAGGGCUUCCCCCGCAAGAUGGGGCUGCAGAGGGAGCUUCUCCCUCUCCUCCUCUGCGGGAUCCUGAUCUUCUUCUCAGCCCUCCUCUGGAUCACAUACCGCGUGGCCUUUUGCAUCGUGAGAGGUAGCUCCUGCUGUCCCCAAGAUGGAAGGACAGCGUGACACCAGCCCGGGCUGCACAGACACGCAGGCAGCUGGAUCCCAGCCUGGGACAGAGCUGC
Messenger RNA from Chroicocephalus ridibundus (black-headed gull), 2318 nucleotides. It is a transcript of the gene PCSK4, whose product is annotated as proprotein convertase subtilisin/kexin type 4. The record is from RefSeq and is a predicted model, not a curated record. The transcript is spliced from 14 exons. Gene Ontology annotation, biological process: peptide hormone processing. Bases 1 to 2259 code for a protein of 752 amino acids. Gene Ontology annotation, molecular function: serine-type endopeptidase activity. Lineage: Eukaryota; Metazoa; Chordata; Aves; Charadriiformes; Laridae. Gene Ontology annotation, cellular component: trans-Golgi network; Golgi membrane.